Molecule: messenger RNA, 3304 nt
Organism: Leptonychotes weddellii (Weddell seal)
Lineage: Eukaryota; Metazoa; Chordata; Mammalia; Carnivora; Phocidae
Source: RefSeq, a predicted model, not a curated record
AUGGGCCUAGUUUUCCGAAAAGCAGGACACCGAUCUUGUGAGGCCUUUAAGCCUGCUGAUUGCAAUUCCAACACAGACGGGUUUGUGUGUUUGCUCCUUCAGCUCUACGUGGCCACGGAGGCCAUCCUCAUCGCCCUGGUGGGGGCCACGCCCGCGUACCGCUGGGACCUGGCGGGGCUCCUGCCCAAUCAGAGCCUCGGCAACCGGUCAGCAGGUGACGAUCACGCGCUCGGGGACUGGCUGCGGACCGCCAACGGCAGCGAGGUCCGCAAGCACGUGCACUUCAGCGGCAGCUUCACCUCCAUCCAUGUGCUUCGUACCGGAAGUUUCUCGGUUGCUCCUCCAAAUCUACAAAGUGGUGGCAUUGAAACUGGUCCCGGAACUUGUCAGUGGUUUUUAAUUGCCAACAGAUCUUACAAAGUCAGUGCAGCAAGCUCUUUCUUCUUCAGUGGUGUGUUUGUGGGAGUUAUUUCCUUUGGUCAGCUUUCAGAUCGCUUCGGAAGGAAAAAAGUCUAUCUCACAGGUUUUGCUCUUGACAUCUUAUUUGCUAUUGCAAAUGGGUUUUCCCCCUCCUAUGAGUUCUUCGCAGUAACUCGCUUCCUGGUGGGCGUGAUGAACGGAGGAAUGUCGCUGGUGGCCUUCGUCCUGCUGAACGAAUGUGUGGGCACCGCCUACUGGGCACUCGCAGGAUCGAUCGGUGGCCUCUUCUUCGCGGUUGGCAUUGCCCAGUAUGCCCUGUUGGGAUACUUCAUCCGCUCCUGGAGGACCCUCGCCGUUCUGGUUAACCUACAGGGAACGGUGGUCUUUCUUCUGUCAUUAUUCAUUCCUGAAUCACCUCGUUGGUUAUACUCCCAGGGUCGACUGAGUGAGGCUGAAGCGGCUCUGUACCUCAUUGCCAAGAGGAACCGCAAGCUCAAGUGUACGUUCUCCCUAACAUAUCCGGCCAGCAGGAGCCACAGGGAGACGGGAAGUUUCCUGGAUCUAUUCCGUUACCGGAUCCUCUUGGGGAACACGCUGACCCUGAUGUUCAUCUGGUUUGUGUGCAGCUUCGUGUACUAUGGCCUCACUCUGAGCACAGGGGAUCUAGGCGGAAAUAUUUAUGCCAACCUGGCCCUGUCCGGCCUCAUAGAGAUUCCAUCUUACCCUAUCUGCAUCUACUUGAUUAACCAAAAAUGGUUUGGUCAGAAGCGGACCUUAGCGGCGUUUCUGUGCCUAGGAGGACUGGCUUGUCUUAUUAUAAUGUUUCUUCCAGAGAAGAAAGACACAGGUGUGUUUGCCGUGGUGAACAGCCAUUCCUUGUCUCUGCUCGGGAAGCUGACGAUCAGCGCGGCCUUUAACGUGGUGUACAUCUACACCUCUGAGCUGUACCCCACAGUCAUCAGGAACGUUGGGCUUGGAACUUGUUCUAUGUUCUCCCGAGUUGGUGGGAUUAUUGCCCCCUUCAUUCCCUCACUGAGAUACGUGCAGUGGUCUUUACCCUUCAUUGUCUUUGGAGCCACCGGCCUGACUUCGGGCCUCCUGAGUUUAUUAUUGCCGGAAACCCUUAACAGCCCAUUGCUAGAGACAUUUUCCGACCUUCAGGUGUAUUCAUAUCGGAGGCUGGGGGAGGAAGCAUUAUCUUUACAGACCUUGGAUCCGCCACAGUCUGCAGACAAGGACAACACUUUAGGCAGUGAGAGUGAGGAAGAGGAGUUUUUCGAUGCAGAUGAAGAAACCCAGAUGAUUAAGUGAAGAGCCGCGGCUCCCCCCUCACAAGCAGAUGAUCUCCUUGCCUCUGGCAAAGGCAGGCUUUUCCAGGAAACAUAAGAGUUGUAGAAGCACAGGCUUGAACAUGCAUGGAAGGUCCUCAGCAUGGGCUCAUUUUUUUCAGGCACAAAGGACGGUGGAGAAGAGAUUUCAUGAGUGAGGACAUCACGGUACCAAGGGAACAGUCGUUCCUUAGUCCACAAUUCAGGUUUAUUUCCGAACCAUGGCUUCUGGCCAGAUAGCUCAAAUCUGCACGCCAGAGUGGAAAGCUAAUUUGUUUCUGGAAGUCUGACUGUGUUGCUUAUCCUUGAUCAUGACCUAAAGGCAGACAUGUAAAAUUCCUUCUCACCUCGUUAGUGGGAUGAGAUAACCCAUCCUUAAGAUUUCAUUCUAAUACCAUAUUUGACGUCUACCGCCAUCAUCUGUGCCUCACCAGGAAUCUCUUGAGGCCGGCUGUUGUUCGCAUUCCAGUUUUUUGCCAGAGGAAAAGCGCUGAGAGGUGAUUGUAUGUGGCCCAAGGCCUCCAGCUUUACCCUAACUGUCCACCCCUUGCUUCCCAAGCUCAGGGUUGACUUGAGCUCCUCGUGCCUUGAGUCCCACAGACGAUCGCCUAGGAAAAGCCAACUGUACUGAAGCGAUUUUCUGAGAGCCCGAGGUGUGGCUGCAGUUCCCUGUCCACUCCCUUUGACAGUUCAGACCUGUGUGCGUCUCCAGAAACUGGUCCAUCUCAGAUUCCAGUACCAGCACUCACUUCAGAACCGUGCUCGGUAAGGGAUGAAGCUUUGUGAAGGCGGAGGGCAGUUGCAGAGUGACAGUCAUGUUGGCACUUGAAAGGGGGCAGCUUUUAUAAGGAAGAAAAGAAAAUGAUCUGUCACGGGUUUUUGUUUGUUCUGUUUUUGGCGUUGUGCAACGAGGCACUUGGGCAACCAUUAACUUGAACACUUCUGAUCCCAGAUCAGUCCCUGCCUCUGUAGUCAGAGUGAAAAGCAAGUAAUUUCAUAGGAAAUGUGGCUUUUUUCAUGAAGUACUGCCAACUUUCAAAUAAGUCUGUCACACUUAAGUUUUCUAAAAUCAUAUGCUGGAAAUACCUGUUUCCCUUGAAACUUGAAUGCUAUCUCAAGUAGGAGUAUUACCCUGGAAUCAACAAGUUUGUGCAAUAUGGCCUAAGGCUGCUUUCCCAACAAGGAACAUUUCUGUGUCUUCAGAAUUUCCGUUUUACUAACUCUGGGAGAAAGAGAAGUUGCAUUGGAGGUAAAGAGAAGACGUCAUGGGGCCUGCUUCUGGAAAUCUUGGAGGCAUCACCCCCAGUUGGCUCUGACACUUUCCCGUCCUCUUCCAUGCUAACCUCUUGGUUUGCACUCUUAUCAGUCUGUACCUUUGUAUUUGUUAAAGUAUUUUUAUGUCUUUUAUGCCCUUGAUGAUAUUUUGAGCUCUUCAUAAAUAAGGGCCAUCUCUCCUGCUGUUUGUUUCUCCCUGCUAUGCCCAGAAGAAUAUGGGCCUAGACACAAUAAGGAUUUAAUAAAUAUUACUGUUUCUAACCAUCAAGAAAACUGUGGAA